Molecule: messenger RNA, 3176 nt
Organism: Cladophialophora immunda
Lineage: Eukaryota; Fungi; Ascomycota; Eurotiomycetes; Chaetothyriales; Herpotrichiellaceae
Exons: 2
Coding region: 805-2988 (727 amino acids)
Source: RefSeq, a predicted model, not a curated record
CUUCAACGAAUGCCAAAUGUAGGCAGAAUACACUGCGACCCAUCGAGGCCUGUCUUCGUGACCUCAGGCAAGUGGCCUGCCUUUUCAGUUGCCAUCGCAUUUCGACCUUCUGCGUUCUGUUUGCCCUGCAUGUUUAGGCACGCACAAGCUUCCGCCGCAUGGCCGAGUCCAGAACAUCCCGCAUGGUGUGCUGCCCUAUCUCGGAAACAGUUCUGCUGAGAGAAGAGGUGGCGCGAACAGUCAAGGACCACUGAACAGAACAUGACUGGCCAACCUAACGGCGGUUUCUGCAGCCUGGGAAAGGCGGUCGCGUUUUCCUCCCACACUGUUGCUCGCUAAGUUUGGGUGCUGCUCUGCUUUCGGCCUGGACUGGGCCAUUUCCGAGGCCGACAUGCAGCUUUAAGCCAGCCACAAACACCUUUGGGGACGCUGUCCAUUGCCGGCCAACUGAUUGACAAACAUGUCGCCAAUGUCUGGAUAGCUUCGCCCUCCUUCACGAUUUGUCUGGUCCCUGGUUCUCUAUCUCGCUGCUGCUUUCGUCGGCAGCAUGCUCCAUUCAUGGAUCGUUCUUGGUGUGCGUUCUGCGCGAUUGCCUUCGCUCGGUUGCCUUUUGCAGAAGAGCUGCAUGACCUCGCUCGGUUGCCUUUGGAGGAGAGGUGCAUGACUUCUCAGAAGGACCGUCAAAAAAAAAUGAACGACCUAAAUACCCGCAGCCUGCUCUCUGCUUUGCGUCGUCCCCCGAGUUUUACAAUCCACCGGCUGGUUUUUUGAGAGGUCUGCUUUCUAGAUUGAUUGCGCAGCACAAUGGCGAUACAGCCUGACUCACCUACGAAGAUUCCUCUUUUAUCGGAAAAAGAGACGCCAGCCACACUGGCCAGCUCAGAGAGCCCUCCCCAAACUCCCACUUCCACCCAUGCAAUCAAAGACAACAUAGAGGGCGCUCUGCCGUCCUUGCUCUGGGGAGCCUUUGCACCUUGUGUUCCAGUUGCCGUUAUCUCCAGUGUGCUCCUGACUGCCAUCCUGUACAAUCGAAUCGACGGCAGUUACGUCUAUCUUCCUCCAAAGCACGAAACAUCCUCGACCGAUGGGCUGGCCACUCUCCAAAGUAUCCAGCAGAUCGAAAACAAUGGCGGUGACCAAGCUUAUUACCUUUACUACAAGACCAUCACCAACCCAGCAGUAUUGCACAUGAUCUCGUCAUGGACGGCCAAGAUCAUACCCUUCGUCACUGGAGCUUCCAUGGCUCUUGUCGCUUUCUUCGCAGGCCAACGCAUUAUGAAGGCGACCGCCAGCAAAUCAGAGAAGCUCCCCAGUCCUCACCAGGUAUCCAUCCUGAUCGGGCUGCUCAAUGGAGGUGGGACGCAACCUCUGCUCGACGCCGUUAAGUAUCGCUGGCAAAACCAUGAGAGCCUCGUGCAACCAGUUCCUCUCGCCUUUUGGUGUUUGUCCUUCAUUGUGUUAAUGACCUUCGCGAUCGGAGCAGUCGAUAGCUGGUUUGGUACAGUUACCACGGCCAUGAACAUUGCAUUGGUCAUUCCGAAGAACAACACAGCAUUCUCCUUUGGAAGAGGCUUAAACUCCAGUCAGUGUGGGCCGAGCGACUGGGAGUCACGGACUUGUCCAGGCAAUGCUCAAGCGAACUGCAGUUACCCGUGCAGCAUUACGAGCUGGCAGACGGCGGACGGAGAGCGCCAAGGCGUGCUCAACGCGCAGCAAGCCGCGGAGACUCUGAUGUCGAACUCGCUGAACAACACAAUUCACAACGUCACGGUGAAUGGCUCGAACUAUUACUUCCUUGGGGAUACCCAGAGCAGUAAGACGCUUGACUUUGUGGCGACGACGCUGGCGAUCAAGACGCAGUGCCAAAUGGUGACGCAAAAUUGCAGCGUCACGGCCGUUGACAGUGUCAGCUCCGGCUUCACGUGUGGCGCUUACAGUUCGCCGUCCUUUUCAUACUCUGGAGAGGUCGGCAUGGAUCCUAAAAACGCAACGUCGGCGCCAGACGAGGCUAUGGUGGGCAUUCAGUUCUUCAAUGACACAGCAAAGAGCCAACCAGUGGGAUUCGGAAGCAGCACUACCAACCUCUUCAGCACGCAGAACCCACUUCAAUUCCUGACCUGGUCAAAGGGCUUCCCGCCCGUGGAUACCUAUCAAGACGAAUUCAAAACCAUGCGGGAGGACCAGUAUCUUAAAUACGACGCCACUGGCGACACCGUAUUCGUCCUGAGCUGCUCAGCAGUUAUCGCAGAGGUGAAAUACAACUGGACCAACUCAUCGAUCACCCUUGUUGAGCUUGAGGCAGACGAGGAUGUGGCAGACUACUACGGUGCUGUCUUCAGCGCCCCGUUCGCUAUCAACAGCCCGCUGUCUCAUCUGGCCCUCCAAGACGCCGCGGCAUUGGCCGCCUAUCGGAAAACACCGGAGGGUCUGUCAAAGGUCUUCGCCGACCGUUUCUCCCAGGCUGCCGUGGCCCUCAGCUCCGGGAUUGGCAUCAAGGUGCAGAACGAGCUCGAGUGGACGAGGGACAAUAGUUAUCUCGCCACGCGCGUUCCAUACGUGCCUCUGUAUCUCCUGGUGACUCUGAAAGCCAUCUACGCCCUGUUUGCGCUGGGCCUUGCCGUGCUGGCGGUCUUCCUAACGCAGCCGUCACAGGCCCAGGAAGUCAAGGAGCGGCUGACAGUCGACGGCCUCGCGGCGGGCUUCUUCGAGCCCAACGCCAACCACGAGAGGGCGGUCAAGAACGUCAGCGACCUGUUCCACGAGCACCAGAGCCCCGACAAGAGCGAGGACACGCAGAAGAUCGGGCUGUUGCAGACCGACAAGGGCGGCUGGCUGUGGGUCGCCGUGGUGCAGAAAGCAGCGCAAGGCCUGGGGAUCCAGCAAGCGGCCAACUUCGCAGCCGAUCAGGUCGCCGACGCGGCUGCGGCACAGAUGGGUGCGGUGGGGACUUUGGGUCAAGGGUAUAAAUUGGUCAAGGACAUCAUUUAGGAAACGGAAACGGGAAAUGAGCUACGGCAGGACACGACAUGGGCUUUAUGUUUGCAUGGGCUUUUAUAUAUGUACAAGGAAGGACCCACGGGACUCUCUCUGGCGCUGGAACGAGUAAUAUGGAUCAUGGGAUAAUGAGACAUGUAUGCAAGGGAAAAGAUACCACUUGGGGUAAAUCACACAAAGCA